This is a messenger RNA of Cooperia oncophora, 306 nucleotides long. Lineage: Eukaryota; Metazoa; Nematoda; Chromadorea; Rhabditida; Trichostrongylidae. The record is from the annotation of a GenBank genome assembly.
AUGACGAAACAUAUCAAGUUUCGUUUUCAGUCACAAUCACAAGAUUCGUUCGAUCCAGCAGCGAAGGGAGCUUCAACGUCACGUUCUGCAGAGAAUGCUCCUAAAACUAGCUCGGCAGAAGGGCCCAUGUCGAAAGAGAAACAUUCACGAGAAAGUCUGGAGCGGUUAACAAAGGAUGCAAAAGGUGGAAAGCUCAAGAAAGUUCUCACGCCUUCAACUGAGUCAAGCGGAACGGCAACUGGUUCCGCUGAGCUGCAUCGACGGCGGGGUGGAAAACAGUCCCCAUGGUACUAUACUCUUAAUUAG